AAUUGCCUACUGAAACGCUAGAAACUGUCCAGUUUCGUGCAGCAUUUUGAAGUGAAAAGCAUUGGAGGAAAGUGCGGAUCAAUGUCGCUUUUAAAGGUCUGCAUAUUUUUAGCAGCGAUCUCGCUUGCCGUCGCCGAUAUUGUUGAUUUUAAGCCGUGCGGUGAUGUCGACGCCUGCACCAUACACGAGGUACGCAUCGAUCCUUGCCCACAGGCUAGCGAGCAUUUGGCAUGCCAUAUACGUCGCCGCCGUCCGGCCACUAUGUCCUUCGACUUCACGACCAAUUUCGCUGCGGAGACGUUGGAAGCCGGUCUGGCCUGGCAAAAGAGCGCCACACAGGAUCUCCCGCUCAUCACCAUGGACAAGCAGGCAUGCAAAUACACACCGUGUCCCACGGUCGCCAAUCAACGCCAGACAUACACCAUGGAUGUGCCCAUCGAAAGUAAAUUCCCCCUUAAUCCCUACACCAUCAAGUGGACCCUGAAGGCGCCCACCGGACAAGUUUGCUGCUUCACUGUCGACAUCAAAGUGGUGCGUUAAGCCAAGAUGACUAGAGAGAGACAUAUGAUUUUCAACCUAACGAACUUGUAAAAGAUAUUAAUUUUAGAGUGAUUGUACGUAUAUAAACGGUAAAAAUAAAUUGGUCAAUAGACAUUGCAACAA
Molecule: messenger RNA, 663 nt
Organism: Bactrocera dorsalis (oriental fruit fly)
Lineage: Eukaryota; Metazoa; Arthropoda; Insecta; Diptera; Tephritidae
Product: MD-2-related lipid-recognition protein
Exons: 1
Coding region: 82-540 (152 amino acids)
Biological process (GO): sterol transport
Molecular function (GO): sterol binding
Source: RefSeq, a predicted model, not a curated record